AUGGAACAGCAAUCAUUUUCAACAACUCAAAUCUGUCCUGUGAGUACAUAUGCAGUCCUCGGCGCGCUCGACGAUUUUAAUUUGCUACAACCACUGCCUGUUAUAGAAGAAACAUUCAUUUUGAUAUGGUUCGAUCCAAAUAUUGAAAAUAUGCAUCGUAUGUCAAGUACAUUUUCUCAAAACGUUCACGAUCUUAUUCGAUAUUAUACUGACUUCAAGGAAUGUAUUAAUGUUAUAAAAUCGAUUGUUACAAGUAAAAUCGUACUUGUGACAGCAACCGAAGUAGCAAAAGAUCUUCUUCCCAACAUUGUUAAACUUCGUUCUGUUGACUCUGUUAUCCUCUACUCUACUAACAGCGCAGAUGACCAGUUCAACGCAGAUGAUUAUUCGAAGGUUGUUGGUGGAGUUAGCAAUAUCAACGAAAUUCGAUUCAGACUCGCAAAUGUUGUCGAGCGCCUUGACGAACAUUUACGGAUGCGGCGUUCCUUCCGUAUAUGUAAAUCUAAAACGGAUAUCGUUUAUGAAUUUGGUGACUUCCUGUGGUUGAAUUUUUUAAUUGAAGCUACUAAAAUACUAGGUUGUGGCGAUGGCGAAAUCAAUCAAUUUUCUAAUAAAGGCGAACUUGUUCGCAUCGCUCGGAUCUAUUAUCGUGGUGACUGCAGCACUUUAAAAAAAAUUGAUCAAUUCGAUAUGAACUACCAAUCUCAGUGCGCUCUUCAAUCAUAUACAGCAGUGAGUUUUCCAUUCAAACUAUUGAAUAAAGCACUUCGUACUGAGAAUUGGGAUCUGUUAAUGCCCUUUCUGUUCUUCAUCGUCGAUAUAAAUAAUUGUCUUGCUCUUGAACAUGACAACUUAAAUGAUGAAGGAACGAAUAUUCUUCAUCGAGGAAUGAGAAUGUCACUCGAAGAAUUCGAAAAGUUAGAAAAAACGAAAGGUGAACUCAUUUCAAUGAAUGGUUUUCUUUCUACCAGUCGCUCAAGACAUGUGGCUGAAUUUUUCUCCGGAUCUGCGAAAGACGACCCUGGCACGGUAGCGAUUAUUUUUCAAAUCGAAUGCGACACUGUUAUCUUAGAUAACAAUCUUGUUUUUGCUGAUAUAUCCAAAUACAGUGAUAUUCCCGACGAAGAGGAAGUAUUAAUUAGUAUUGGUGCAGUAUUUCGAAUAAGAAACAUUAAACAAGAUUUAGAUGGAAGAUGGGUGAUAGACAUGAUGGGCUCAAGCGAAAUCAAACCUCAAGAAUUUGCUGCAUCUGGCGCGUGCGAGCAAUUUCAAUGUGGAGGUCGACCUUGCGCUAAGUGCCACAAAUGUCGUGACUGGCAUUUCAGUGGCGACCAAGACUCGUGGAACUGGGUCUGCAAUCACAAAAAUUGGAACGAUGUGGAUUGGCGUCGUUGGUACAAUGACCGUGAGUAUAAGUUUUUUACGAAACGUGGUGGUGCAACCUGUUCGCUCGGUGAUUUUCAUGGUGGUCUUCUUCUUGGUCUUUAUGAUGGUGAUGGUGGUUUUGGUCUUCUCCUUGGUCUCCACCUAUGUCUCUGUGAGAAACAUUAA
Messenger RNA from Adineta steineri, 1551 nucleotides. NCBI's taxonomy places the organism in Eukaryota, Metazoa, Rotifera, Eurotatoria, Adinetida, Adinetidae. The record is from the annotation of a GenBank genome assembly.